AUGGAUGGUAGCAAGCCGGAGCAGAGGCAACAAAGCGAGGCGACAUGGGCCAAACCAACAGACGGAUCAAGCCGCCCAAAGUCGGGACACCCAUGGCGCAAGACGGUAAUACCAACAAGCGAAGAAAGGCCAAGGAGCGAAGGCGCCCAAAACAAACCGAAGCCAACCAAACCAAAAGCCAUAGCCCACACAGAACAACCCAUAUCCAACCAAACCGGUAAGCCACCAGCAGAGGCAAGCUCAACCAACUCCAUUCAUCACCAAAGCAGAGGCCCGGGAACAAACACAAAGGGUCAUCCGAAGAAGUCAGCUCGGCGCAAGAUAGAAAAAAGAGGCUUGGACACAAUAGAGGAACCGGACCGGCGAAGCCUAAUCCGAUGUGGACCGACAGUCAAGGGAAGAAGAGAAGGCGUACUAAUCGAGCUAGCUAAGGUAGAGACAUACCGAGAGCUCUUUCUUGAUUCUAUGGGUGGUGGUGCAUGGCCGUUCUUAGUUGGUAGAGCGAUUUAUCUCGGUUAA
Molecule: messenger RNA, 519 nt
Organism: Dovyalis caffra
Lineage: Eukaryota; Viridiplantae; Streptophyta; Magnoliopsida; Malpighiales; Salicaceae
Source: the annotation of a GenBank genome assembly